Lymnaea stagnalis (great pond snail) is the source of this 162-nucleotide messenger RNA. Lineage: Eukaryota; Metazoa; Mollusca; Gastropoda; Lymnaeidae. The record is from the annotation of a GenBank genome assembly.
AAUCCACUACUUGAGGCAUUUGGUAACGCUAAGACAAUCUUAAACAACAACUCAAGUAGAUUUGCUAAGUUUCCAGCACUAAGUUUCAACAAAGAAGGAAAAAUUGAAAGUGGUGAGUACAAUAAAAUAAUUAUGAACUAUGUCGCACUGUGUCUAAAGUAG